UUAAUUGCACACCUAUUGAAAUGAACCUGUAGUUUCUAGAAGUGGAAGAAAAUUUGCUGAGACGUCAGCUGGGGAUUCUUCCUGGAGAACUCCAGAAAUGGAGAGCUUCCACACCAGAUUCAGUGCCUGGACACCUUUUAGCAACAAGCCAUUAAAUAGACAGCUCUUUCAGGAAAGAGUGGCUCUUAUAAGUCAUUGGUUUGACCUCUGGACUAACAAGCAACGUCAAGAAUUCUUAUUCGCAAUUUUUUUAAGAUGCACUAAAUCACAAUUAAGGUUUGUCCAAGACUGGUUUUCAGAAAGGAUGCAAGUGGCCAAAGUGGACUUCUCUACAGUGUUACCACGCUUCAUUUCUCUAUAUAUCUUUUCCUUUUUGAGUCCGAAAGAUUUGUGUGCCGCUGCCCAAGUCAGCUGGCCCUGGAAGUUUUUAACUGAACAGGAUUGCUUAUGGAUGCCCAAAUGCGUUAAGUUCGGAUGGUUUCUGCCCUAUACUCCAACAGAUAAUGAGUAUGGUGCUUGGAAGCGCCAUUACGUUGCUUGUGUGUCCCACUUAGACUGGCUGACACCUAGGGAGGCUGCUGCUACUUAUGGGACGCUGAAUGAACCCAAAACAGAAGAUGAGGAACUACUGGAGAGACAAAGAGAAAAGUGCCUGAGGAAAAGAAUUUGGGAGAAAAUUGCACUACGUAAGAAGGAGUUAUUCAAAGUUCGACCCCCUUGGGUGAGUGGAACUUGCUGCUCUAGCGUGCUAAAGCCCAGAUGCCAACCACGCCUCUCCCAGACUGUAAGGGAGCGAGUGGGAUUACAUGAAGCUUUGGAGAAACAGCUUGUUUUGACAUCGUCAGAAACCCUGCCCAAGCGAAGCAAUAUUUCUGGAAGCCAUUCCUACCCUUUAUUAUCAAAGAAAAAUUGGCAUGGAGUUCAUAAAAAUGAUGACAGCUCUUCAUAUGCUCUCCGGCCACACUUCAUGUUAAUAUCAUCCCGGAUUCCUGCGUAUGAGAUGGUGGUGGAGAGUGUGAAGGCUGGUGUUGUUUCUGUGGUAUAUGAACACAGCGUAACCUUGGAAAGCCUUCUGUAUCUUAUAGAAAAAGCUCUGGAUGGGCAGAAGGCACAGAGCAUCGGAAUAUUUAGCGAUGGAGACAGCAGAGAAAUCAAUUUACUCCAAGGCUAUAAAAUUGGUGUUAAAAAUUUACUGAGGCCUGAAGUGAGAGAUUUCUGGGAGAAAUUAGGAAGCUAUGUGGCCACUGAAGAAGAAGGGGGUCACGUGGACUUCUUCGUGCCCCUUGGAGCAUCAGAGGCAGGAAUUGAAGUUCUUUCCCAGCUGUCUCAACUAACUGGCACGUUCUUUACGGCCCCCACUGGGAUUGCAACUGGCUCUUACCAGCACAUUCUUAGUGAUUGGCUGGGAUCCCAAUGGGGAAAGGCCCCCUCUUCCAUCUACUUCUGCGAAUCGAAGCUACAGACGUGGUCCAGCUUCACAGACUUCCUAGAAGAAACCUUGAAAACAGUAAGGAAGCAGCUGUAUCCUUUCUUCAAGGAACUGCAGAAGAGCAUCAGUGGCAGGAUGAUAGGGCAGUUUAUGUUUGACACCAUGGGUAUGACCAACAUUCUAAACAACCAAGAUACUGCACAAGCUCUGGCAGAUGGAUUGAUGGAGUUGUCAAAAGAAGAUUCUGAAAGAAGUGUUGUAGAAGACAAUUCUUGGGACACAAAGUCCAGGCUCAGCAAAAAUGAUUUAAAUUUUGAAGCACUGAUUAAUCUGGAGAGAAUACUCCAGAAGGACUCAGCAGAAAAGCGAGCUAGAGUUGUCAGGGAACUCUUACAGAGUGAGAGGAAAUACGUGCAGAUACUGGAAAUUGUGAGAGAUGUUUAUGUCGCACCACUGAAGGCAGCAUUGUCAUCAAACAGAGCGAUUCUGAGUGCUGCCGAUAUCCAGAUCAUUUUCUCUGACAUUCUACAGAUUUUAAAUCUCAACAGGCAGUUUCUAGAUAACCUGAGAGACAGACUGCAGGAAUGGGGCCCAGCUCUCUGUGUGGGAGAAAUAGUCAUGAAGUUUGGAAGCCAGUUAAACACAUAUACCAAUUUCUUCAACAAUUACCCUGUCAUUCUGAAAACUAUUGAAAAGUGCAGAGAAAUGAUACCAGCAUUCCGAACUUUCCUGAAGAGGCAUGAUAAGACCAUUGUUACCAAAAUGCUGAGCCUGCCAGAGCUGCUGCUGUACCCAUCCCGAAGAUUUGAAGAAUACCUUAAUCUUCUCUACGCUGUCAGGCUUCAUACCCCUGCAGAGCAUGUUGACCGUGGGGACUUGACCACUGCAAUUGACCAAAUAAAAAAAUAUAAAGGUUAUAUAGAUCAGAUGAAGCAAAACAUCAAUAUGAAGGAUCAUCUGUCAGAUAUACAGAGAAUCAUCUGGGGAUGCCCUACUCUAUCAGAAGUAAGCAGAUAUCUGAUUAGGGUACAAGAUGUAGCCCAACUUCAUUGCUGUGAUGAAGAAAUAAGUUUCUCUUUAAGGCUCUAUGAACACAUCCAUGAUCUCAGCCUUUUCCUCUUCAAUGAUGCCCUGCUCAUUUCUAGUCGGGGCACAUCUCAUACUCCAUUUGAGAGGACUUCAAAAACAACCUACCAGUUCAUUGCAUCAGUGGCCCUUCAUCAGUUACUCAUAGAAAAUAUUCCAGAUUCCAAGUAUGUCAAGAAUGCAUUUAUUCUUCAAGGUCCAAAAUAUAAAUGGAUUUGUGCUACAGAAAUAGAGGAGGAUAAGUUCCUAUGGCUGUCAGUACUUCGAAAUGCAAUCAAAAGCAGUAUGGAGAAGUGA
Molecule: messenger RNA, 2812 nt
Organism: Gorilla gorilla gorilla (western lowland gorilla)
Lineage: Eukaryota; Metazoa; Chordata; Mammalia; Primates; Hominidae
Gene: ECT2L
Product: epithelial cell transforming 2 like
Exons: 20
Coding region: 98-2812 (904 amino acids)
Molecular function (GO): protein binding; guanyl-nucleotide exchange factor activity
Source: RefSeq, a predicted model, not a curated record